Messenger RNA from Psammomys obesus (fat sand rat), 1717 nucleotides. It is a transcript of the gene Atg4d, whose product is annotated as autophagy related 4D cysteine peptidase. The transcript is spliced from 10 exons. NCBI's taxonomy places the organism in Eukaryota, Metazoa, Chordata, Mammalia, Rodentia, Muridae. The record is from RefSeq and is a predicted model, not a curated record. Gene Ontology annotation, molecular function: protein-phosphatidylethanolamide deconjugating activity. Bases 179 to 1603 code for a protein of 474 amino acids.
CGGGUGCUCUGGGCCACCAAGAUGGCGCUGGCUGUGGAAGCCUGGGUACCCGCUGCGUCCACAGCUGGGGGCCCGGCUCCGGGUACAGAGUAGUGCUGUUUUGGCCGCGGGGCUGCGCUCGAGCGUUCGCAGUUCCCCCGACCUCGGGGACACCUGCGUCUUCCUCCCCGGCGAGUCCAUGAACUCCGUGUCGCCGGCCGCGGCGCAAUACCGCAGCGGGAGCCCGGAGGACGCGCGCCGGCCGGAUGGUCGCCGGCCAAGGGGACAAACCCGGAUCCCGGAUUCCAACAGCCUGGCACCUUCGGGGUCAGGCGUGGCAGCUCUCAGCUCAUCUGGGACCGACCCCGCCGAGCCUGACGAGGUGGACAAGUUCAAAGCCAAGUUCCUGACAGCCUGGAACAACGUCAAGUAUGGUUGGGCAGUCAAAAGCCGGACCAGCUUCAGCAAGAUCUCCUGUGUGCACCUGUGUGGGCGACGCUACCAUUUCGAGGGAGAGGGUGACAUCCAGCGGUUUCAGAGGGACUUUGUAUCUCGACUGUGGCUCACAUACAGACGGGACUUUCCACCCCUUGCUGGGGGCAGCCUGACCUCCGACUGUGGCUGGGGAUGUAUGUUACGAAGUGGUCAGAUGAUGCUGGCCCAGGGCCUGCUCCUGCAUUUCCUGCCUAGAGACUGGAGGUGGGUGGGAAGCACAGGACUGGCUCCCUCUGAGGCGCCAGGCCCAGCCUCUCCCAGUCACCACCGAGGGCUUGGUCGUCAUGUGUCCGCACGCUGGGCCAAGGGCACACUGGAGAUGGAGCAGGAUCAUUGGCACCGUCAGAUUGUUUCCUGGUUUGCUGACCAUCCUCGGGCCCCCUUUGGUUUGCAUCAACUAGUGGAGCUUGGGCAGAGUUCUGGCAAGAAGGCAGGAGACUGGUACGGGCCCUCUGUGGUGGCACAUAUCCUCAGGAAAGCUGUGGAAAGUUGCUCCGAGGUUACCCGCCUGGUGGUGUACGUCUCUCAGGACUGCACGGUGUACAAGGCAGAUGUGGCACGCCUGGUGUCCUGGCCAGAUCCCACAGCAGAGUGGAAGUCUGUGCUCAUCCUGGUGCCUGUACGACUGGGUGGUGAGAGCCUUAACCCCGUGUAUGUGCCCUGUGUGAAGGAGCUCCUGCGCUUAGAACUCUGCCUGGGCAUCAUGGGGGGCAAACCUCGGCACUCACUGUAUUUCAUUGGUUACCAGGAUGACUACCUGCUCUAUCUGGAUCCUCACUACUGCCAGCCCACAGUGGAUGUCAGCCAGCCCAACUUUCCCCUGGAGUCCUUUCACUGCACCUCGCCCCGCAAGAUGGCCUUUGCCAAGAUGGACCCCAGCUGUACUGUGGGGUUCUAUGCUGGGAACAAGAAGGAGUUUGAGACUCUCUGCUCGGAGCUGAUACGGAUCCUCAGCUCCUCCUCAGCCAUGGAAAGAUAUCCCAUGUUCACCGUGGCUGAGGGCCACGCUCAGGACCACAGCCUGGAUGCCCUCUGCACCCAGCUUUCCCAGCCCACACUGCGGCUGCCUUGCACAGGACGCCUCCUCAAGGCCAAAAGGCCAAGCUCCGAGGACUUUGUGUUUUUAUAGUGGGAAGGGACGGGGAAAGAUGCCAGACUAUUUAUUUUUUUAUUUAUGUCAUGUCAGGUAUGGGAUCUGGAACUCUGGUGGUGCUGCUGGACCCCUGUCCUCAUGGCCUCCAUC